UGUAGGACUAUGUUCGAACAUCUACAUAUCAAAAAGCAAUGCUUCAAAACGAAGUUGAUUUCAAGGAUAAGGUAAACAAUGUGUUCAUGUUCCUCAGUAUAUAUGCUAUUGUACUUUAUUAGUGCUUAUAAAUGGAUGCCAUUGAAAUCUAAAGUGGGAAAUAUUAAGACUAUUGUUUUAUUUUGAUGUUCUGCUUAUGUUUCUCGGUUAGUUGUAUACCCUUCACACCGUGUAAGUCUUGUAUUUGCUCACGGAUUUGCAGAUUAUUGUAGAAAUUUAAUAAUACUAUUAAAUGGGUGCUAGCUUUCAGAAAUAGCUAUUUCUGAAAAUGCGUGAGAGCUAAUUUACCAGGGUCAAUGCGAAAGCUACAUGUAUUUAGUGAAUUUACGUAUGAGCAGGUUUUUUUUCAUAUGAUGAAGAACAGAAACAGAGAAAAAAUCCACCAGUAUUACAAUAAAUUUCAUUAUUAAUAAUAUAUAGAAAGCAAGCUUAGCAAAAUCACCCCCAGGAAAUUAAUAUUUCAUGACUUUGUAAUAGUGGCUUAAGAUGGCAGAGGUUGGAUUCGAGCUUGAACAACUGAAAGGAUUGCAUGGAAGUGAAUUUUGAGUGGUGGCGUGCACGUUUUCGAGUGUAAUUUUAAACGUGUUAAAAAACCCUGAUUCACUCGGUUUUUUCGUGUGUUUUGUUUUGUUUUGUUUGGCCUGUUUUCGGUUUUGUGUAAGAAUUGCCUCUCCCUAGAUUUUCUUUGGUAUUAUGCAUGGAGAAGAAUCAAAAAGUUUCACUUGCAUUAGAAUUACAGAAAAUUUGUCUGUAUCGAGGUUCAGUUAAAUACUAAAUGGACGCUGCAUGAACUGAAUAAUGCAAUGAAUUGUAAAACGAAUUAAACAAAAGAUAAAAAAACUUGCAGUUAUGCAGACAAAUAUUUAACAAUUAUUCACCGAAUUGGAAGUGGAUGUGAGUAGUGCAAGGAUAUUCGCCGCAUAUUCACCGGAUAUUUAUGGCUUUAAAGAAUACAGUACCUCCACACACUUUUAAACAAAACUUUGUGGCUUUCUUCGUGUUUGGCGUGACCUCAGCUUCGUUUAGUACAAGAAUUUGCUCGUCUGUAAUCGGAAGCCAUUUUGUUUUGCUCCGAACUCUGAGAAAAAGAAUGUGAAAUCCAUACUAUGAAAUUUGCAAUUGCACCACUAAAUCCAUAGUGUAUCCAAACUAUUUCGAUAUUAUAUCCAUAGUAUAGACUAUGGAUAUAAAAUAGAUAGAUAGAUGGACUGUAUAGUAAAUAUAAACUAUGUAUAGUAUAGACAGGGCUUUCAGGAUUAUUCUCAGUAGGUGUAUGUUUUGAUAAAGUAGGCAGCUGUUGGGAGGGAGUGGUCUAGGGAGUCUUAAAUCUUAAAGUCUUCUAUAUUAACUAGUGUAUAUUGAUUAGAUAUAGCAACACAACUGAGCUCUGUAACCAAAUUAUAAUGUAUCACUACUUUCAUUCUUCAACAAGAUAAAUUCAAGAUUUAAGGUGGCAAAUAACUAAAUCGGUUUUACGAAAUAGUAUGCCGUUUUCGAAAAUAACCAGGCUAUAAAGUAGACCAGGUUGAUGAAAAAUAACUUGAAAGCUUAGAGUGGAGGAAGGAGAGCAGAAUUGAUAUUUCAAGUACUAAACAAAGUAACCGGCGGUAAACCUCGUGGCACCUGCCGGAGCUCCGGCGGCCGCCGGGUUAUUUUGAAAGCCCUGGUAUAGACAUAGUAUAGUAAAUAUACAAUUAUUAUGGAUAAUCAAAAAUCCAUUCUAUUUCCCAUAAAAUUCCAUACAAUUUCCAUUCUGCGACCUAUGGAUUUUGAAAAUGUUUUCCAGUGGAAGGUGAAUAGUGUAAUUAUCCAUCCGGAGCCGAGCAACAAAUGAAAGCACUCCAAUGAAAGCUCGCACAAUCGUACGAGCACGGCAACAAACCGUUAGUUACUUUUUUCUCAGAAGAAUUAACAAAUAUUCUGACGUCUGUUUUCUUUCUGCAAUAGGUUGUACUUGAUGUUGGUGCAGGCACAGGUAUACUUUUCAAUAUAUAUGUUUGCAUCAAUCACACUGCAUUAAUUAGUUGCCCUGUCAGUUAGAUGUAUACUGGUUCCACCCGUUACGCCCCCUCGCAGCCCCUGCAUGUUGGUGCCAAAUUGAAUGAAAAAUAAUGAGAUUCUUUUGUUGAAAUAUCACCAACAUGGCCGAUGUUCAAGUAGUUGCAAGUCAAGAAUUGCCAUAUUCAAACAAAGUUGUCAUUUUUUCAGGCAUUUUGUCAUUUUUUGCUAUUCAAUCUGGAGCAAAGAAAGUGUACGCUGUCGAGGCAAGCACGAUGGCAAUGCAUUGUGAGGUAAUAUCAUACAUUAACAUUUCUUUGAGUGCACCCACGUAUGGAUUGUAAUCCACUGUGGAUUACAAUAGGUCCACCGUCACUGCUGUGUGAUGUGCAUGUAGUCGGUAUAGUAAAUUAGUACUAGAAAGUUAAAUAUCUACAGUAUAGAGAUGUAAAGGUGUUCUGGAUAGGGUUUUUUCUAUCCGGCCGCAAGCCGUAUCUUAACUACUCUAUUCUGGGGUUUAGCUGAUACAGUAGAGCUGUUAUGUUUGUUUUGCCGGAAAUAAUGCCGAAAUUUACUUUGUAGGCAUUGGCGAAAGCUAAUGGUUUAACGGACAAACUACAUGUUAUUGCUGGAAAGCUAGAAGAGGUAUGUUGCUGUGCAAAAUACAUGCGCACACUAUUUAAUUUGGAGAUUGCGGUGCCCAAACGAAGUUUGCCAUCGCGCCUUCUAGACGCUGCGUGAGUUUGUUAGUCUGUUAGUUUGUUCAAAAUCAUAAGCCUUGGUAUUUGUUUAAAAGUAGUAUGUCUUCGUGCUUGUUGUGCAGUUGUUAUGCACAUGCUCCAGUAACCUGAAGUUCAGGCCCUAGUUUGAAAUAGGGCCUGACACAAAACCUGUCCAGACCGUCGGACGCCCACAUGUUAUUUUUAGACACACAUGCAAUACGAUUGACAAGUGUUGUAGAUUUCGUUACACAUAUUCUCAUGAACAUGUCCGCAGAGCAUUGUGCUUUUUAAUUAAACUUAAAAAUUCAAGGUACUUUUAUAUAAUUAAGAGUCAGUUUCUCUAUUUAACCGAACAGGGGAACAGCAAUUAACAAAGAUUUAAUUAGUCAGUUCUGUGCACGACUUGACUGCCAAGCUUUCUCAAGGUCUGAACUUGCUGGACGCGGAUAUACUCUAACGACUAACGGACUAAUAACAGCAACAAUUAAAUUCUCAAUCAUACCACGAAGAAGGCGAUGUAGCUCAGAAAACAACGCCGGUAGGACCUGAUAUUAAAAGGCAGAACAUCUUGGCUGUCAACAACAACUGUCGAAUACAUGACUAGUUUGGCUGUUCUUUCAGCGUCGUGUGUGUCCAAAAUUCGUCAAAGAUUUUGAUGAAGCCCUUUCAAAAUACUGUUUGUUUGAUUUAUUUUCUGCCAUAAAGCAUAAAAGAAAAGAAAUUCGAAGCAAUCGAUAAUGGAAUUUGUUACGUGCGUUUGACCUUUAUAUUAAUUCUCGCCUUGACCGAGCUAUUUUUAAAACUGUUGUUUAUGUGAACUUGCAACCAAUCAAAAUCCUUCAUGAUGCUGAUCAAGCAAUCAGAUUUCCCGUCCACCAGGUGGACGGGAAUCCCACACUUUAGGCCUGUUUCAUACGUCGAAUUUAAUUCAGACGAAUUUAAUUCGUUAUUAAAUUCGUCAAUUGGUCGACACUAAAAUGGUUUCGUUUCAAACGACGAAUUUAAUUCAGACGAAUUCAUUUCAUGUCUAGCGAUCAUGGAUUACCCAGAAGUAAAAAACCACGAGACCAGAAAGAGAGAAACAGACUUUAAACAUAAUUUAUACAUUUAAUUCGACACGACGAUAACACGUUGUAUGAAACGAAGACGCGCUACAGACGUUGUAUCCGCGUCUGACCAUGACGGAUACAACGUCUUGGACGAAUUUAAUUCAUCAGACGGAUUUAAUUCGUUUCAUACGACGCACUAACGUCGCAUUUAAUUAGUUCAAUUAAAUUCGUCUGAAUUAAAUUCGACGAUAGUGCGACGUAUGAAACGGGCCUUAGAUAGGUUUUGUGUCAGGCCCUAUUCUGUGAUAGGGCCUGAACUUCAGGUUAAUGCUCCAGGCACUACGUUGUUGCGGUAUAUCGAUAGACCGAAAAUUAUAGGGUUUUUAUAAAUACCGGUUGCUCGAUAUUUGUCGGUAUUAUUGGUAUCAGUUUACGUUCGUAUAUUUAAACAUCAUAUCGUUUUCCAACUAACCGCGGGAAAAGCCGUAAAGUAGAACGUGUUUGUUUACGUAAUUGGCGUUGCAAUUUGCAUGCAAGAUGUGAUAUAAGUUGUCAUUUCGCUUCUCAAAAAGUGAACUUUUGGAACGUAAACAACGAUAGCUGAUGCCAAAUGGUAUUAAAAAACAAAAACUGAAAAUUGUUGUCUCGGCUUUGUUACACAGCUAGACAGGCCUAUUAACAAAAAAUGUUCUGGAAUUCCGGUUUCAUGCCCGGACGAUUUUUAAAGAAUUUCUUUUGGCUUGAAAUUGGUCACCAAUGGCCGUGGGUGUUAUCAGUUGGUAUUACCACAACAUGUACAUUUCAAGAAGCAAUACAGUGCCUAUGACAACUGACGCCCUUUUCGCUGUCACGGUGUAUUAUUUAGCGACCAACGAAAAGGUUCGGUAAGGAAAAGGCUCGUCAUUACAGUCGAUAGAAAAAAUAAGGUCGGUCUGGAAACCGGGACCUCGUGAUAUUUUUGUCAGGCCUAAUGAUAAGAUAAGAACUUGAUGUAUCCUUUGUAGGUCGACAUUCCCGAAAAGGUUGACAUGAUAAUAUCUGAACCAAUGGGGUACAUGCUGGUAAACGAGAGAAUGCUUGAGAGUUUCCUACACGCUAAGAAAUGGUUAAAAUCUGAAGGUAAAGUUUGUUAAACACGCUCACUUCUUAAUCCUGAAAAUGUUUAAGCCAUUAUAUUAUACCUCAAAUUCAAAGUGUCCAAUCAGAAUCAGAAAGCAAUUCAAAGUGUCCAAUAAGUUUGUGCUACGUGAGCAUGAAAUCUAUCAUCGCAUCACGCCUUACGAGUCUCGUAUUUGACGUAGCGGGUGAUUUCAGGCGUAUCCGGGUGAUUUGGUUCGCGUAAACCACGCGCGGCGAUCACGCAAACAAAUCGACAAAAUAUACAAAAAUUUGGAAAAAUGUUAUCAUCAAAAUUCAAACGAUGUGUCAUUCGAAAGAAAUGUGACAAAUACUUGCGCUAAUCACAAAAAUAAAAUACCGCAUUCACGAAGGUAUGUGGCAAGUUUUCUAUUUUCAACUUGGAGGCUGUAUAUGCUUUUCGAUAUAAAUAUAUCAUUAUUUUGUAGACACUCCGCUCGGGGGAAAUAUUACCCUCAAUGAUGAUAUCAUCACUUCAGAUCAUCACUUCAGUUAACAUUUCGCCGCAUCCUCCUCGCUGCAGAUGUAUGCUCAUGUGACUGUAUAUAGUUAACCUAUUAAGUGGCAUUGUGCCCCCAACGCGCCCUACAAUUGUCUAAUGCCAAACGAUUUACUCGUCGAAGAGAGAGCGCUGGCGCGCUUAAUGGAUUAAAAUCACUGAAAGCGUUAAGACUCGUUGAAAUUUCAAAUUUGAUAAUACGUUUUGUUGCACUGAACUGCGUGACAACUUAGGUGUACACGUUUGAAAUUGCGUAUUGAAUACAACAAUCAAGCUGAGAACAACAAAUUAAACAACAAUUUAUCCUUUCUACAAGCGUUCAGAACUUCAGUACAUUUCUCGUUGUUGGAUUAGCGUACAGAAUACAAUAAAACAAACCCCGAAUCAUAUUCGCAGGGCUAAAAAUUACGACCGGUGAAGGGCUCAACGGACAAUGACCUGCCAAGAAUGUUCUUGACCGGUCACUGUUUUGCCUGACAAGUUAGUACACUUCUGUCCAUUUACUGUUCGGAGUACACCGGAUUUUUAGAACACUGUCACAUGACUGUUCUGGCUGCCAAUACUCAAAAGUUGGGUAGACGGAACACGGGAACAGUCAUGUGAGCGUUUUCGGUUCGAUUCUAUCAAUGUUCCGAAAAUGUGGAGUACUUCGAACAGUAAAUGGAGUAGACUGUCGAUAGAAUUUCAAAUUAUUCGGUAUCUUUUCUGAAAUGUUGUUAGAGAAAGACUGUAUAUUUCUUGACGAGUACGCAAUUUCACUGUUCUUGUGCAAAACGUAAAUAUUUACUAGAGUAAUUGCAGUUGAAGAGUAUUUGCGCUGUUUUACUCAUUUGGAAAAUGACCUGUCGAUACCGUUUGGGCGUGCUAAAAUCAAGUUGAGCAGCCAUAAAGACUGGCAGUCUACCGACUGUUGCUUUUAGCCUUAUUCGGGUCGGGUUUUCGGGACAUACAGUAUAAAGAUAAACAUGUAGGUAUUUUCAGUUCCCUUUGAAGCUCUGUUAGGGGGUCGUCCAUAUAGCACGACGCAACUAAUGGGGGUUUGAAUUUUAGAGUUUUGCAUGGCUAUUGUUGAUUUGACAUCAUUGACUUGUUCUCUGCAUACAGGGGGGUGCAAUUUUGAAUUUUCGGGAUUUUUUGCGAAUGUCCUAAAAGAAGGAUUUUUAAUAGGUUCCCAUUGAUGGAAUGUAAUUUUGAUUACGUACUGCAUUAUUUUUAGGUAAAAUGUUUCCCAGCCAAGGGAACAUGUACGUAGCACCGUUCAUGGAUGACGCACUAUAUAUGGAGCACUAUUCCAAAGCGAACUUCUGGUAAGCAAUUUCUCAUAAUUCAGCAUUCAUUCUCAAAUUAUGUAACUUUAUAGAAAUGUGUUUAUCUUUAGACUUCCGAUCACUUGUCCCCAAUGUAGUGUUUUAUACUUAAGAUUUAAAUUUAUUAAAAUCAACUGAUUAAUUGAUAUAUAGAAAACGUUAUUAAAAAGAUAAAAUAGUCGGAGAAUAUGUUUAAACUAUUUACACUUUUUGUUUAAAAUAAUAGUUGAGGAAAAAUUACUUUCUAAAAGGUUCAGGUUUGCAAAGAUGCAUGGUAUUAUAUUUGCGUCUUGACCGCAUAUUAGGUGUUAACAGUUCGCUAACGUGUCAUUGUUCUCGUUUUUGUUAAAAAAAUGUUUACAGCAUUUAAAAAUUAAUAAUAGUCUGCCAUCUGCAAAACUCCAAUAUGGCUGAUUCAAGCAAAAAUGCAAUAUGGCCGUCGAGUCAUUCAACCUCGUGCACUGUCUCUUUCCUCCGCGCUCAAAUUGCACUCGAAACCAUACUAUUAUCUAUACAUAUACGAUACGUAAUUGCACAAUAUUUAAGACAAAUAGUCCAGCAAGUGUGAAAUAAAAAGGUAUUGUUUAUAAUAAUAAAGUGAAAAGUUAUUUACUUCCCCUUGGGAAAGGCUAAAAUGAUAGUUCAAAGUGAAAAUUUGACAACUUUUUAUGAGUUGGUUAGGGUUUUGUAAAAUUGAAACAGUGAUAGCCAUUCGUUUCUGUGUCAAGUACCCUUGUGAUGCAAUGUUUUGAAAGAAACGUGGUAAUGUAACGAAGGACAAAAUUGGAUGAGUUGUACAGUCAUAUUUUAUAAAUACACUGAUACAUAUCUACAGUACAUACAUACAUCACGUUGUUCACCGUAUAGAGGGGUUUUAAACCGUAACAUUCCAUGGGGGGCCGUGGGCUAGACAGCUGCACUCACCCAAAAUUUUUUCUACUAUUCCCACAAAAAUCCGGCUUUCGUCGUAAAUGAAUGAACGGAUAUCAGAUUCAAACUACAAUGUAAUGCUCUCACUGUAAAAAACAAAUCGGUUAAAGCGACCAAGUAAUUGGUUAUCUCAGAUUAAUUUUGAAUCUGUGCUAACCAAUUUAUUGGUCAUUUUAACCAAUCUGUCUUUGUAGUGCUGUUACUUUAACGGGAAGCCGUAUUUAGUAGGUGUUUUUUUUGUGGCUGCGGCACCAAUAAAUAUCUCCCAUUAUAUUUCUCCAGAACUCAAGAGAAAGUGGAUUUGCAAACACAUUUCAAUACAGAUUGUAAUCUCAAUUGCACAUUUUAGGUUCCAACCCUCGUUUUAUGGAGUCAAUCUUACGCAGCUACGAGAAAAAGCAGUGGAAGAAUACUUCAAGCAACCUAUUGUAGUAAGAUAUCCUUUUAUACAAUACAGUUUAUUGUCUAUAUAAACUUUGGUUUAUGAUUGACUUCGGUACGUUUUUCAGUGAAAAACAUAGCUCCGAACGAAAAAUCAACAAUAUUCAGGCAACAAUUGUAUUUCAUGACAAAAACUCUAUGUAAACGAGUUUAAAAUUAGAAGAACCUACUUAAACGGUUUCAGUAGCAUAUCCUGUUGCCUGUUGUGUAUUUUUCUUCUCUUUUACAUUUUUUAUUUUAACACAAACUUGGAAAAUCGGGGCGCGCUACAAUUUUUCACUUGUUAUCCGGCGGGAUACAUUGCAUUUAUCUAAAACCACGUGACCACAAAUAAGCCAAUCACGUGCGGUGUUCACCCUGUAGCUAUAUAACAAGGACGUUUCUAGCAACGAGAAGUAGGUAAUUUACGAGUAACCCGAUGCUGAAUGUAUUAACUCAGAAUAUGGUCUCAUAAUACGCAGAAUAAUUUACGAGCAAUUUUCCCCCUCAUAUUUUGUAGGAUACAUUUGACGUACAGAUUUUGCUGGCAAAACCUAUAACGCAUGCAAUAAACUUUUUAACUAGCGCAGAAGAGGAUUUACACAGGUACGUAUACGGUAAAAGAGCGAGCAGGGAUAACACCAUAUAAUACGCUAACUACUGUACCUGUGAAAGAUUUUUAAGAAAUGUUUGAGGUAACUGAGUUAGUAUUAAACAUCCUUCAAAACGUAGAAUUUAAUUAGACUAGUCGUAUACGAUUCUUAUUCUGGCGUAUGUACUCGAAUAAAAGCGUUGAAAGAUGUCACAUUUCAAAUAUUUUUGCCAUAAACUGAUGAACAGGAGCCGGUUGUAUAAAACUCUUAAUCACUUUUUUAAUCACUAUUUUGUAGUUAAAUAGUGGUUAAUUUUAAUCACGUACAGUAGUUAACUCGGUUGUAUAAAAAAGUAGUUAGCGUUAACUGUAGUUAAAACGUAGUUAAAGUUAACGAUGCUUUAGGGUAUCGUUAAUUUCUCAAAACGUAGUUAAAAAUGGCGCUUGUAUAGGAGGGAACAACAUUUUUUAGUAAAACAACAAUGAAAAGUAAUGCUUACCUGGGAUUUUCAAUCGCUGUCUUCCCUGUGAAUGUUUUCUGACAAUAUAAACUCUUCCAACGCUAUCGCUUUGGGUUUUUCGGCGAAAAGAAAUUAACAAAAUAUAUUUUUGCACGGGAAGAUUUCUCGAAGACGACGUAGGGCCCAUUACACGAAGAAACAUGAUACAUAAUUGCCAAACAGUUACACUUUGGUUUAACGUAGACAUCUCAAGUAAAAUUGGCUUUCUUCGUUGAUUUUUUCUUUGUUUUCUAGUUUAUUUUUCACUGUUUUGAAUAAAAUUCCCACCUAUUUGCAAAUAUAAAUUCGUGUUAAAAAUGCUUGUUGGCGGUCGUUAAUCGCUGCUUACUUUAUGUAAUUUUGUGUUUAAAACGCCCCACGCAAGCCCCAUACAUGUUAACUAGUACUAUGUGGUUAGUUAAUCAUCUGACAAACUACGUUUUGUGCAACGCAAUUAAGUCGUGUAGUUAAUUAAUCAUAGUUAAGGAUUUAACUACAUGCAGUGAUUAACGCUAAUCAUAGUUAAAGUUAACGACGUUUUUAUACAACCGGCCCCAGGAAUAGUGGCGUCAGCAGUCGCUUUCAUACGCCAGAAUGACAAUCGUGACUAGCCGUAUAGUGUAAAUGGGCUUUUAGUCAUUCUUAAUAGAAAGGUUAAGGUCCGCUACCAUUAAGGGACCAUUAACCAAUUAGAUGUGUUUGGUAUAUCUGAUUAACCAAUCAGAUGCGUGCUAAUCCAGUGAGAGGUUGUGGUAGCGGUCGUGGAAGCCUAAUCUGAAGCUCGCUGAUGUUGGCAGCACGACAGUGCUACCAAAUGUUUUCCCCAAUGUUUGCUGAUUUUUUCUAUUUCAACAUUUCAGAAUUCAUAUUCCACUGAACUUCACGGCUUUGACGGCUGGUAAUGUCCACGGCCUUGCUUUCUGGUUUGACGUGGCGUUUCAUGGCAGCUCGUAAGUUUUUACAUAAUAUACUUUCUAAGUUUAAAUAAUGAUAUGUUCUCUGUUAAUCUGGUAAGUAUCCAAGGAACUGGAUAAUGCGAAAUUGAACCAAAGGUCUUGCUUGGUGUCGUUUCAAUUUCUUCGGGAAGGAAUCCGGUAAAUCGUUUACGAUCGCACAUGUGUUGUGCGACAAUUUUGCUGUAGUUGUCGACGAAUAUAUACGUACUAUAAAUGUAGGUUAUGUAUUUAAGAAAAAAUUUAAUUCAAUUUUAUUCCAAGAGCACUUUAAAUAACGAACAUUUAAAACGUUUCUUGUGAAUCCUCUCCGAAAAAGGUCUAUAGAUAAACACUACUAGCGCGAAUUGACG
This is a messenger RNA of Paramuricea clavata, 10520 nucleotides long. The record is from the annotation of a GenBank genome assembly. Lineage: Eukaryota; Metazoa; Cnidaria; Anthozoa; Malacalcyonacea; Plexauridae.